Molecule: messenger RNA, 4290 nt
Organism: Mytilus trossulus (common blue mussel)
Lineage: Eukaryota; Metazoa; Mollusca; Bivalvia; Mytilida; Mytilidae
Product: solute carrier family 15 member 4-like
Exons: 9
Coding region: 291-2234 (647 amino acids)
Biological process (GO): transmembrane transport
Cellular component (GO): membrane
Molecular function (GO): transmembrane transporter activity
Source: RefSeq, a predicted model, not a curated record
GUGAUAGAGGGACUCAGGAAGGAACUAGUUUUAUACCUACUCUGGUACCAUCUGAAUACUUAUAAACAGAUGUCGUAUUCUCAAAUAAUUAAAUCAAAUUAGAACCAUGGGAAACCUGCAGGUAUAACCGCUUCAGUGAACCACCUUUUGUAUUAAAAAGAACACAGACUUGAAUAGCUCUGGGAUUCUUUUCUAGAAAACACAUUCUAUAAAUUACUAACACGUGUGAGUUUCUUUAAAAGUGCAAAAAUAAAAGCUGAAAAAGUGUUUGAAGCAGACUGUCACCAACUAUGGAUGAAAAUGCAAGCCUUAUAUCGGGGAGAAACAAAGAUUCUAGUCAAUCUGCGAAUGGACCAGGAUGUAAAGUGAAAGUAGCCGAGGGUGCCGUUCUCUUGACAAUAACAUUGGAAAGAAUAGCUUUCUAUAGCUUAGCAGGAAAUCUUGUGUUGUUUUUAAACACAAACCCAUAUGAUUGGACAUCUUACAACGCUAUGUAUGCUUUAUUAUAUUUUUUUGGAAUCUCGUAUUUGAUGUCAUUUUUUGGAGGUUUAAUUGCAGACACUCUGUUGGGCAGAUUCAAAAGUCUGCUAUUGUCCUUGCUCCUGUACGUGGUUGGUUAUCUUUUACUGUCGUUAUCACAAAUGAAACUUUCUAAACCAGAUCGGUAUUUACUUUGUAAUCCUCCGGAGCCUUAUUAUAACAUGUAUAAUAUAACACAUGGAUUAAUGGACAUUCAAAACCACCAGAAGUCACCAUUUGAUGAAAGUUGUUCUGGCUUGAUGUUUGGAAUAUUGACUCUAAUUGCUAUUGGAAGUGGCCCUUUCAGAUCAAAUAUUGCUCCUUUUGGAGCUGAUCAGGUUAAAGGUGAAAGUCAGCAAGCUAAUUUGACCUUUUUCAAUUGGUAUUAUUGGUGUGUUAAUGUUGGAACACUAGUGGCAUUGUUAGUUAUUACAUACGUACAGCAACACGACAGUUUUUAUGAUGGAUACUUGUCAGCAUUGAUUUGUCUGGGUGUGGCAGCUGUUGUAUUCCUUUGUGGUUCCUGUAGUUAUGUGUACAGACCAAGAACAGGCAGUGUGUUUAAGAAUAUAUUCACAGUCUUAUGUGAAGCAUGUACCAAAUGUUGCUGGAGACGGAAACCUAACUCAAGUUUAGGUGACGAUGCCAUUGAGCAGCCUUCAUCAUGUUUGGACUUUGCUAUGUAUCGAUAUGGAGGAAACUUUCAGGAGGGAACUGUAAAUGAGGUUAAAAAGGUCCUCAAAAUUAUAUGUGUGUUCCUCACCAUGGUUCCAUACUGGAUGGUUUACUUUCAGAUGGAGACAACUUUCCUGCUACAAGGACUUCAUAUGAAUUUGAACUUACCAGUAGAAAGUGCCAAUGUAACAGUUGACUGUAACCCCCAGAAUUCCACAGGAAAUGAUGACCCAGAUCACAUCACUAGCAAACCUCCAAAGCUUGUUGCAGCAUGGCUAUCAAUAUUUGACGUUAUAUUUGUCAUUAUUCUCAUACCAGUGUUUGAUCGUUUUAUUUAUCCACGGCUAGCCAAGGCUGGACGUCCAAUGGGAUUUGUGUUACGUGUAAGUCUCGGGAUGAUGAUUGCUGCCAGUGCAGUUUGUGUGGCUGGAGUGGUUGAACAUUAUCGUCUGAAGUCAGUUUAUCAAAAUGAUAGUCUCCCUUGCUGUAGAUAUACAACUCAACAGAAAAUAGGACGUACUGUAUAUAAUGCAGCAGAGAUGUCAGUCUUGUGGCAGAUACCACAGUAUGCACUGAUUGGACUCAGUGAAGUAUUUGCCUCAAUUGCAGCUUUAGAAUUUGCCUACCUGAUGGCGCCCAAGUCUGCUAAAGGUAUCAUUAUGGGAUUGUUUUAUUUGUUCACCGGAGUUGGAAGCUUCAUCGGAUUUGCAUCUAUGGCCAUCUUUCAGGGAUAUUGGUUUGGACCAUAUGAUAGUGGAAAUAUAAACUGUCGUCUGCCGUGUACAGAAAAUGGCGGGAAGUUUGACAUUAAACUCAAAUGCCAUUUAGACAAUUAUUUCUUUUUCCUAGCAGGAAUUGAAGUAGUAGGGCUACUGCUGUUUUUGUUUGUUGUAAAAAUUUGCCGUAUUCAAAAUGAAAUUUCUGCAGUUGUUCGUCAGAAAUCUCAAUCACAGAUCAUAUCGAGAAGAUCAGUAACUGAAAGACUGAAAUCACCUGUUUCUUUGCAAAGGCAGUCAAGUUCAGACAUCAGUGUCACAUGAAAAGACCAAAUACUCCAUUGAUUUUUAAAAAAAAUCUAAAGAUGAAUACAUAGCAAGAGAAAUAAAAUUUACUUUUGUGUAGUGAAAUUCUGAAAUGAAAUGAAACAUUCUAUUUGAGAAGAAUAAUGUACAAGUGUUUUGAUUUUUGUCAUGGAUGGGUACCCAAUAUCCAGUCCUUUGUUUUCUAUUACCAGGAUAACAGUAAAGAAAAAAUAAAUGUUCUAGAAUUAUCAUUGUCACUUGUAUUCUGAUUGUUGAUAUUUUAAAGUUAUUUUACAUAUAUUCUUAAAUGAACAAUACUUUCUCUAGUCAUUGGUACUGUACAUGUGAGUAUUCUAUUGCUAAGGUGGCUGUUUCACACUAACGAAUGAGAAUAUCAUAAAAAAAUAGACUGCUACCUAUGAUAGGAUGUGAGUUGUUGGUAAAAGUUGUGUUCUUUUCCGCAUACAUCUUCAGGGUUGUUCCAAAAUUUAUGUAGAAGGAAUGGUAUUAACUUGUAUAAAUUUUUAAAUUUAAAAGUAUGAUUGCAUUUUCCUUAGAACUAUUUUAUGGAUGGUCAGGACUUAAAACAGCUUCUGUCUUUACCCAUGCUUUUAAUUUUGGAAUAGCCCUAAGAUGUAAGACUCCAAAGACAUAUAUUUUAUAAUUUCAGCAGUAUAGCAUAUAUUUAUGUAUUACAUUAUGUUUAUAUACUUUCCCAUGCAAAUAUUUCACUAGCAAUUGUCUCUUUUAAUACAUGUAAGAGAGGAUUUUUUUAGUGAUCUCAAAGUUUGUUUACAUGGUCAUGAUAGUCAACAUAUCUUCUAAAAACUGAAUGGAUUAUAAUAAAACUUUGUAGAAUCUCCUUAGAGCUUAUUGAUAUUGUAUAAAUAACACAUAUAUAAGAGGGUAACAAUCUACUCUAUCAUGAUUUGUGUUAUUUAAUUUAUUUUACUGAAUGUUCUAUUAUUACUGUGUAUAAAAAAUUGAUGAUGAUUUUGGAGGGAUGAACAGAUGUUGUGUUCUAUAGACAGCUAAAUACUGUAUUGAAAACAACUUGGACAAUUGCUGGCGGACUAGUGGUCCAAGCUUUCCAGCUACUAUAUGACUACUGUAUCAACACUGCAUGACUGAGAUUGUGAGUUCCAACCCCACUCAUGGCAGAUACAUUUGACUCAUGUAUUUAUUGACUUAGAUUGUCAUUAUUUAUUCUGAAGAGUGCUGGAUCUCACAAUGCACUCCCCCUUUUUCCACUAAUAAAACUGGCCACCAUUAAAAAGCUUAUAGUGCUGUAAGUGGUGUUAAACACCAACAAUGAAUUAAUCAAUCUAAGCAACGUGAUGUACUAUGGAUUCAUUUAUUUUCGUGGAUAUCAAUUUUCGUUGAUUGCUGAAAACCUGCAUAUUCGUGGACAUUUGAUUUCGUGGUUUUGUCCGUCUCUGUAUGCAAAGCCUAUUGAAAAUAUGUUUUUCGUUGAACAUUUGAAUUCGUGGUUCACUGGUACCCACGAAAUCCACGAGAAUUGGUAUCCAACGAAUAAUAAUGAAUCCACAGUAUAUAAUAAUUGGUGUGAAUAAUUUCAUAUGUUAAUCUCUUAAGAAUAUUGUUGUUGUUAGGUUGAUGUUUCAUUCAUAAUUUCCUCAUAUCUCCUGUCAAUCUGCCAUUUGCUUUUUUAAAUGUAUGCACCUAUUUAGUUAUUGUACAUUUAUAGUGAGGUCACACCAAACAAAAUUGUUGUUCCUAGAAUAGAUAUCUGCCCCAAAAAAAGGUGAAAGUUAUUGUUUUUUUUAAUUUUUUUACCAAAAUAAAAAAAUAUACAGAGCAUUAAUCAGACUUGCUUUAAUCAGACUUGCUAGGAGAAUGCAUUCGAAAAAAAUUUGGUGUGGCCUUUAAAAGAUUGUUAAGAUAUGGUGCUAUCUAAUAUUGAGCUGUGGAGAGCAUUUCUUGCAUAAUUGUAUGUUUUAUACCAUGUUAAUCUUGUAAAGAUUAUUUUUGUAAUUGUUAAAACGUGAUAGACUUAAUGUUUUGUUAUAAUCAAACUUCUAAAUGUUUCCUAAUAAAAUUUUAAAAUAUUUUA